Messenger RNA from Saccostrea echinata, 1195 nucleotides. RefSeq names its product fibroleukin-like. Bases 131 to 913 code for a protein of 260 amino acids. The record is from RefSeq and is a predicted model, not a curated record. The transcript is spliced from 6 exons. Lineage: Eukaryota; Metazoa; Mollusca; Bivalvia; Ostreida; Ostreidae.
UUUCAUUAUAGUGUCUCAAGCUACCAAAGUUUCGAAAAAUAAUGCCGCAAAGCUGGAAUUCGAUAAUAAAAAGUCGGAUAAGGACCUCUCAGAGGAAUAUGACGCUCAGUCGUUGUGUGUAUGUACUACAAUGUGUCAAAAUAAGUGUCGCUUCUUUGGUUUUAAUCCAAGAUUGAAGAAAUGCCGUGUUCACUGGAGGGCCUUCACUUCCGGAAUGUCGGACGAGAUUGGAUGGAGAUACUAUUCUCACGAUUCACUUUCUUUGGACUGUAGCGACCUUCGUGAUACUGGUCACACUAAUUCAGGGGUGUACAAAAUUUAUCCCAAUGGGAACAUCUCCCUUCCGGUCAGAGUUUACUGCAAUAUGGAGACAAUGGACGGAGGAUGGACGGUAAUUCAAAAACGAAUAAACGGAUCCCUGAGCUUUGACCAGAUGUGGACAGAUUAUAAAAAUGGAUUUGGUACUCCGGAUCAGGAUGUCUGGAUCGGAAAUGACAUAAUCCAUCAGUUGACAAAGGAAAAGAACUCGUACCUCUAUGUUUCCAUCACACUAGUGAACGGUACAGCAUUGUACGAGUUGUACAACAAAUUUUCUAUUUCCGAUGAAGCAGGGAAGUAUCAACUGUUUCUGGCUGGACCUGCUACGGGCACCUUAGGAGACAGCAUGUUAAACACAGGCUAUUCUUGGGCUGAUCAGUCUGGGAUGUACUUCACCACCCCAGACAGGGAUAACGACGGAUGGAGUGGUGGUAACUGUGGUGUUAAAUGGAGUGGAGGUUGGUGGUUCCACGCCUGUUACCGCGCCUACCUUAACGGUCAAUGGUAUUCGGCAGACUGGUCGUCCGAUCCUUGGGGUACAAUAUCGACUGGACAGUCUGUGAGGGAGACGAUGAUGAUGAUCAGGCGUCACUAGAUUCGGAUCAUACGAAGAAGUCACGUUUCGGGGCGCCGUGGACGCUGAUGACACUGUUCUUCUGAACAUUUUCAUUCUAAAAAGAGUAAAACGAUAAUUUAAAAAAAGGGGGGAAAACCCACCCACCCAACACCCACCCCCGAUACUACUUGCCUGUAAUUAUACAGUAAUUUUUAAUUUUCUAAAUUAAAUUAACUUUGCUUAUGCUUUAAGUGUUGUAAAUAAACUGUAAAUUAGAAAUAUUUUGUUGUAAUUUUCAAAUGCUACCCCACUGAUAUAUCU